Psylliodes chrysocephalus is the source of this 852-nucleotide messenger RNA. The record is from the annotation of a GenBank genome assembly. NCBI's taxonomy places the organism in Eukaryota, Metazoa, Arthropoda, Insecta, Coleoptera, Chrysomelidae.
AUGAGUUCUACAAAGUUCCGUUAUACUAGGCAAGGCAUUGAGUGUCCCCUAAUUGGUGCUCCUGCAAAUUUUAAAGGUAACUUACUUCCUUCGAAAGCUGAUGUUUUAAAGUGUUAUUUAUGGACCAGGUAUAAUUUAAAACCUCCAAACUCAGGGAAGGAACCAACGUUUUUUGAGAUAUCUCUUGUACUAUCUGACAAAAUUUUAAGGUUGUGGCAAAAAGCGUCAAUUUCUACCGUAACAAGAAAACAUGUUUCGCAAUUAAUAAAAACUCACCACGACAAGUAUUUAAAACUUUUGAGGUUUCCGAAAAGUAAGAAAAAUAAUAGUUACAAAAUAAGUGUCCAGAAAUUUCAAAUCGAGAACACUCGUCUGUUUGAUAUUAGCGCUUGCAAAUGCGACAUUUUUGAACAAUGUUCUUGCGAUAAGGAAAAAAAGAUACCUAAAAAUGAAUGGGAUUUUUUACUAUAUCAGAGGGGGCCUAGAAAAAUGAUUAUUGGAAACAUUGAUGUAAAGGAAACCUCAAAGCUGAUAAAUAAGGCCAGCAGAAUGGACAAAUUUAUGCAAAGGAAAGAACUAGAACAAUCCGUCCAACGUGCAAGCAACAUCAAUUUAUCAAGAAAGCAAAAGCCAGAAACUGAUAUCAAGAUAGAUCAUGAAUUGCCUUCCACUUCCUAUGACAGUAUCAAUACAGAUAUGCAGUGUACACAAAAUUACGUCAAACUUUCCACCUUGGCCAAAGUUUGUGACCGCUAUGGAUUAUCGGAUAGAUCUGCAGCAGCAGUGGCAACUGCUGUGCUACACGACCUUGGAAUUGUAUGCCAAUACAAAAAACGUAAUAGACAGAAGUAA